AUGCGAAAGAGGCAGCAGUCACAGAAUGAGGGAGCACCUGCCGUGUCUCAAGCACCUGGAAACCAGAGGCCCAACAACACGUGUUGCUUUUGCUGGUGCUGCUGCUGCAGCUGCUCCUGCCUCACUGUUAGGAACGAAGAGAGAGCAGAAACUGCGGGAAGACCCACGCUCACCACCAAAAUGGAGAGUAUCCAGGUCCUAGAGGAAGGCCAAAACCCCACGACGGAUGAAGUCUUGUCCUGGUCUCAGAAUUUUGACAAGAUGAUGAAGGCCCCGGCAGGGAGAAACCUUUUCCGAGAGUUCCUCCGAACAGAAUACAGCGAAGAGAACCUGCUUUUCUGGCUUGCCUGUGAAGACUUAAAGAAAGAGCAGAACAAAAAAGUCAUUGAAGAAAAGGCCAGAACGAUAUAUGACGAUUACAUUUCAAUACUAUCACCAAAAGAGGUCAGUCUUGAUUCUCGAGUUAGAGAGGUGAUCAAUAGAAAUCUGUUGGAUCCCAAUCCUCACAUGUAUGAAGAUGCCCAACUUCAGAUUUAUACCUUAAUGCACAGAGAUUCUUUUCCAAGGUUUUUGAACUCUCAAAUAUAUAAGUCAUUUGUUGAAAGUACUGCCAGUUCUACUUCUGAAUCUUAA
Molecule: messenger RNA, 633 nt
Organism: Pipistrellus nathusii (Nathusius's pipistrelle)
Lineage: Eukaryota; Metazoa; Chordata; Mammalia; Chiroptera; Vespertilionidae
Source: the annotation of a GenBank genome assembly